UAGAGAGGAAAAUGAUGAUGUUAUGGUUUGAGAAAAACAUGGUGUCCAUAAUAUGUGAAAUAGAAGGUGUUAGCGAAAGAGUGUAGUUAUUAUUUUGCGAGAAUGGAUCAUAAGGAAGAAGACUUUAGCACACUUGAUUUAGCCGAUGAUGCUGAACUUGAAUUAGAUGAUGUCAAUAUAUUUGAUGAUGCUCUGUUAAAUGACUUUUUUUCACCAUGGCCCAGUAGCUCUCUGGAUAAAAUGAUUGAUCAUACUUGUACAGAUGUCGCUUCAUUUGACAAAGUUAAAACAAUUUCAGAAGAAUUUCCAUCAAGUAAUUCAGCAAGAAGUACAAAUGAAAAUAAUAUGUUAGGAAUACAAGAAAUGGAAGUGUUAGAGAAUAGUUUUCCAGUGAAUGUACAAGCAUUUAAGCAAGACACACAAGAAUCUGAACUUAAGAGAUUAUUAACAAGACCAAGCCAUGUUGGAGUGAAGCAAGAACUUUCACAAGUGAAACUGUUACUUAAGGAUAAUGAGAAGACUUCUCAAAUAAUGGCAACAACCACACCAGGUCAACCAGUAUCCAUAAUGCCAGCUUUAACUUCUCAACCACAAAAAAUUCUUAUUUCACCUCAAUCUUUGCCAUCAACUCUAAAGAUUUGUCCAAUAUUUUCAAAGCCAGUAGAAGAGAAACAGCCAACUAUGUUUAGUACAGUAACUACACAUAAACCUUCCAUUCAAGAAAUUUCACCAUCUAAACAAUUGACGGUCCCUCAGACUCAAAUACCAGUUGUUCUUAAUUCUUCACCAACACCAUCCAUGAUGCCUCAUCAAUUUCAACUUGUAUUUGAACAACCAAUGUCUUCAAAUGUUGUAGUGUCAGCUGGUGGUCCUUCAACAUGUGCUGCAGUUAUGCCUGUUGCUCUUCCACCUAAAAUUGAAAAACGAGCGCAUAAUGCUAUUGAAAAGAAAUACAGAACUAGCAUUAAUGAUAAAAUAAAAGAUUUGAAAAAUCUGCUUUUUGGCACAGAUGCCAAGAUUCAAAAAUCAGGAGUUUUAAAGAAGGCUAUUGACCAUAUCAAGCAACUUCGUACAAUCAACCAUCGUUUGAGUCAAGAAAACACCUCAUUUAAAUUGAAAUUACAGCAACUGGGGAAGUUAAAACCUGUGAAGGAAUACGAGAAAGAUGUUAACGAAGUGUUGUGCAAUCCUUUGACACCUGAAAGUUUGUCAGACAUCAAGAGUUCUAGUAGUCCAAUUUCAUCUCCUGAAGAUUUGACACAAGAUGAAAAUUUCCCAAUGUUUGACAGAACUCGUCUUGUCAUGUGUAUUGUUAUGAUGUCAUUUUUUGUAUUUGAUCCUUUCCAUUUGAUAUUUUCAUGGCAACCAGGUAAAGAGGCAAUGUUUCACAACAAAAGAAAUUUGUAUGAUUAUUGUUUUAAUUAUUCUUUUGAUAUUUCUCAAACAUCCAAAUUAUCGAUGGUCAUUUCUCUUAUUGCUUUUCUUUUUCGUACAAUCGCUAUAAUGUUCAUAUUUUUCAAGUUGUUUGUCUUUGGUGAACCAUCUUGGCGACCUGAUUCAAAUAGCGCUGCAAAUUUUCGGUUUUAUAAAAAACAAGGGAAUCUCGCAAUAUUGAAGGGUGAGUAUGUUGAAGGAAGCAAAAUCUUGGUUCGAUGUCUUGAGAUAUCUGGACGACCUUUGCCAACAUCUCGACUUGAUAUGACUUGUAGUUUACUUUGGAAUAUCUUCAGGCAAAUUGUUCAUCGUUUCUCUUUUCUAAGAUGGCUGUCAACGUUGCAAAAAUGUUCAUCUUUUGUUGAAAACGACUUAAAAUAUCGUCAGGAAUCAGCAAAGCAAGCAGCGUUAGUUUAUCAUCAACUUCAUCAACUUUAUCUUUCUGGUUUAGUUCCAGUCAGUGAAUGUUUAUCAACUGUUGUUUCAUUAAAUGCUGUGAACACUGCUGAUAUUGCGACAAAAUGUUUGAGUGAAGAAGAUCGCGUUGAAAUAUUUAUUGAUUGUGCUAUCCAGUUAAGAUCGACGCUACCAAGGAAUCUCCAAUUUCUUGCUCGUUAUUUCUUGGUCCGUGCUCGUAAAUUAUGUCGUGGUCAAAGUUUAACAUUACCAUAUCCAUGUUGGUGGUUAUUCACACCUGUUGGUCAUCGUUUUUUUGUCAGCAAUCAUUGGAGUUGUAAAAUGGAAUCAAAUAUGUGGAAUGUGGCCAAUCCAAGUUAUAAGAAACCAUUGGAAAGACUAACGCACAAAUUUUGCGAAUUCCUGUUGGAACAAGCUUUGUCUUCAUUAAUGUUAUCGAAGGAUUCUAAUGAGUAUCAUACUGAUUCGUUGAAUUCUGAGGGUAGUCGUGCUCUUGAUUUGCUUCAUACAAUGACGGAAUGCGUGCAAAAUUCCAGGAAGUCUAGAAGUGAAGGAACUGCCAGGAAUGUUAAAGUGUUUGAUGAAGUGGUAGCAUGGCGUUCAAGAGAUCAUAUAGGAUGUUGGUGGACAGCUGUGGGUAAAGUUGCUACAUAUUGGUUAAUUGGUGACAUUAACAAUGCACAACAACAUACAAGCGAUCCAUUGGGGAAAGCAUUAUUGAUGUCAUUUAUGGCAAAAUCAAGGAUCUCCGAUAGAAAUAUAGAUGAAAUUUUGGAUUAUUGUGAUGAAGGUAGUGCUUUACUUAAAGAAAGUCUCGCGUAUUCCUCCCUCUUUCCUCAAAGUAAAUUACUAAAGUUGAUGCAUUUACUUUGUUGUGAUUGGCUACUAUCAACUCGUGCUGAUCUUUGGGAGAGAACGAAAUUGAAUGAUCAUAAAGUUGAUCGUGUGGAAGGUUUUUAUAAAGAUUUGAAAAGUUUACAAAAGAUUGCUUCAUAUCUUCCUGAUGUCAUGAAUAAGGUUUGCAUUUACCAAGCAACUUACAGAAUAAUGAUGGGAGCUAAUCCAAUGAAGACUAAAAGAUUAUUGCAGAAAGGUAUUCAAGAUGGAAGAACUGAUAUUGAUAAAAAUAUCUCAAAAUACAGUGUUUCUGCAAAAAAAGAUCGUGCUGUUGCAUUGGCAUUAGCAAGUGGUCACCUGCCAACGUCAUUGUUUUGUAACAAUGCAGAACGGGAAAACAUGAUGGUACAAGCCGUGGAUUGUUUUCAGAAGUUUGGGGAGAAAGCAAAGAUUGCCCGAUGUCGUAAAAUAAUCACAAGUUUUUGAUUUGGCCUGAUUACGUGUAGUUAAAGUUUUAGAGAGUAAUGUAGCGUUGUGAGAUAGAUAAUUAAAUACUUAAUACAUGUAAUAUUUCUACUCUGUAGUAGAAAAAGUAUAAUCACUGUAAAUAGUUAAGUAACAAACAUCAAUAAACUGUUCGCCCCAAUGUUAA
This is a messenger RNA of Xenia sp. Carnegie-2017, 3340 nucleotides long. RefSeq names its product sterol regulatory element-binding protein 2-like. The record is from RefSeq and is a predicted model, not a curated record. Gene Ontology annotation, biological process: regulation of transcription by RNA polymerase II. Gene Ontology annotation, molecular function: DNA-binding transcription factor activity, RNA polymerase II-specific; RNA polymerase II cis-regulatory region sequence-specific DNA binding; protein dimerization activity. NCBI's taxonomy places the organism in Eukaryota, Metazoa, Cnidaria, Anthozoa, Malacalcyonacea, Xeniidae. Gene Ontology annotation, cellular component: nucleus. The coding region runs from base 103 to 3174 and encodes 1023 amino acids. The transcript has 16 exons.